AUGCUUGGCUCGGCUCUUCGGUCAUCACGGGGACACUUCGCAGAGGGCACGUGGAAUCGGAUAUCCAGUCCGGGGUGCACACAGACGCUGAAGUCGCAGGAAACGCCAGGCAAGUUCGCUUCGUGGUGCUCAGGAGUCGAGCUCGGCGACCGGGCCAACAACUCGAAGGCUGAAGUAGAAUACGCACGCAGCGCCAAGAAGUUCUUUCCCUUCAGUCUGAGCCACAAGAUAGCGGACUUCCCACCCAGGGUAAUGGGGGCCGGUCGCCCGUCUCUUUGGAGGCCUUCGUCGCUUGGCCAUUGUUGUUUGAAGGCACAAAUUGGGAAGUGGGUGCUCUGA
Molecule: messenger RNA, 339 nt
Organism: Peronospora matthiolae
Lineage: Eukaryota; Oomycota; Peronosporomycetes; Peronosporales; Peronosporaceae
Source: the annotation of a GenBank genome assembly